CCGGGCAUUCAGUAUUUUGAAGUGCAACACAGAAAGAUGGGGCAGACAUUCACCAAGUUGUUUAGCAAACUAUUUGGCAAGAACGAAAUGCGAAUUCUUUUGGUCGGUCUUGAUGCUGUGGGUAAAACUACCGUCUUAUACAAGCUAAAGCUCGGAGGAAUCGUGAGAACAAUCCCGACUGUUGGAUUCAAUGUUGAGAAAAUUGAAUAUAAGAAUAUCAGCUUCACUGUCUGGGAUAUCGGCGGCCACGACAAGAUUCGUUUCUUUAAAUUCUACUUCCAAAACACACAAGGGAUUAUUUUCGUGGUGGAUAGCGAUGACAGGUAUCAAGUUAAUUAUGCAAGGGACCAUUUGCACAAAAAGUUGAAUGAGGAUGAACUUAGGGAUGCUGUUCUACUCGUGUUUGCUAAUAAGUAUGAUUUGCCAAAUGCAAUGAAUGCUGCAGAAAUAACCGAUAAACUUGGUCUUCAUUCUCUCCACCAACGCCCUUGGCACAUCCAGAGCACAUGUGCAACAUCCGGUGAGGGGCUUUAUGAAGGUCUAGAAUGGCUAUCCAACAAAAUUAUCUGCAAGGUAAGUUAA
Erigeron canadensis is the source of this 582-nucleotide messenger RNA. RefSeq names its product ADP-ribosylation factor 1-like. Gene Ontology annotation, cellular component: cytoplasm. Gene Ontology annotation, biological process: intracellular protein transport; vesicle-mediated transport. The record is from RefSeq and is a predicted model, not a curated record. The transcript has 6 exons. Gene Ontology annotation, molecular function: GTPase activity; GTP binding. NCBI's taxonomy places the organism in Eukaryota, Viridiplantae, Streptophyta, Magnoliopsida, Asterales, Asteraceae. The coding region runs from base 37 to 582 and encodes 181 amino acids.